This is a messenger RNA of Syngnathus acus (greater pipefish), 2911 nucleotides long. It is a transcript of the gene etnk2, whose product is annotated as ethanolamine kinase 2. Lineage: Eukaryota; Metazoa; Chordata; Actinopteri; Syngnathiformes; Syngnathidae. Gene Ontology annotation, molecular function: ethanolamine kinase activity. Gene Ontology annotation, biological process: phosphatidylethanolamine biosynthetic process. The record is from RefSeq and is a predicted model, not a curated record. The transcript is spliced from 9 exons. Bases 361 to 1443 code for a protein of 360 amino acids. Gene Ontology annotation, cellular component: cytoplasm.
GGAUGAUGCCAAAUGGGCGGGGACAUGUAGGAGGAAGCGUUAACAGUGCUCCUCCUGCUGCUGCUGCUGCCGCUGCCGCCGCCGCCGCCGCCGCUGACAGCCUCUCGGAACCGACCGACCCGCCGGCGUUGUAUAUCUUCUCUCCAAAGGCAGUGCAGAGUGAAGAGACGCCUUUCAUCCCACGUCCGCACAGCGACAACACUUCCCCUCCCCACCCCCCCCGCAGCAUCAAAGAAGACGGACGGACGGACGGACGGACGGCACAUCUCGUUAAACGCGUUGACUUGGCGACACUUGUAUGCUCCACUUCCUCCAAAUUGCUCACAACGACCAACUCGGGGACGGAGAUCAGACGGUGGGAUGGAAACGCAGAUCCAUGUGCCUGUCGGUUCGCCGGUUAUACCAAAGAUUCACGUUUUUGUAGACGAGCACAACGUGACGGAAGGAGCAUUGAAGAUCAUUAAAGAGCUGAGACCGGCGUGGGACACGAACCGUGUCAAGACCAAGUUCUUCACUGAAGGGACAACCAACAAACUGGUGGGCUGCUAUGUGGAGGAAAGUCCCCAACAUGUGGUCUUGGUGCGUGUUUAUGGGAACAAGACGGAGCUAAUUGUGGACAGAGACAAUGAGCUUAAAAGCUUUCAGGUGCUGCAUGCUAAUGGUUGCGCUCCCCGUCUUUACUGCACAUUUCAAAAUGGCAUAUGUUACGAAUACAUGCAGGGGGAAGCGCUCGGGCCUCAAGAUGUCAGGGAUCCUUCCUUGCUCAGACUGAUAGCCAGAGAGAUGGCUCAUAUCCACGCCAUUCAUGCGCAUAACGGAUGCAUCCCCAAAGCCAACCUCUGGAUUAAGAUGCAGAAAUAUUUCUCCCUUGUGGCGACGGAGUUCACAGAACAAGCUUCCAACAUCAGAAUCCAAAAAGAAGUGCCCAGCAAGGAAGUGCUGGAGCAGGAGAUGGUGUGGAUGAAGGAGCAUCUCUCCACCCUGGGAUCGCCUGUGGUGCUUUGCCACAAUGACCUGCUCUGCAAGAACAUCAUACACAACAGCAAAGAGGCUCAUGUUCGCUUCAUAGACUAUGAAUACUCCAGUUACAACUACCAGGCGUUUGACAUUGGCAACCACUUUAACGAAUUUGCAGGCAUGGCAGAUCUGGACUAUGGGCUGUACCCGAGUCGGGAGAUGCAGAUGGACUGGCUCCGAUUCUACCUGCAAGCCUUUAAGCUUUUCACCAAGAAAACCGAAGAGGUCAGCGCUAAAGAACUAGAGACGCUCUAUGUGCAGGUCAACAAGUUUGCUCUGGCUUCUCACUUCUUUUGGGGUUUCUGGGCCCUCAUUCAAGCUAAAUACUCCUCCAUCGACUUUGACUUCCUCGGGUACGCUGUGUUGCGUUUCAACCAAUACUUUAAGAUCAAACCCACAGUGAUGGCCUUGCAGAUUCCAGAGUGACCCAAAACGGAGGCAGCCACGACAUCCGUGGCAGCCAACGAUGAUUUGGACCACUGAUUUUUCCUCAUGGCACUUUGCCCGAAAGACUUGAUUCCUCCCCAAAUGUAGCUCAAUAUUUGUCUCCCCCACUUGUCUUACAAACACUGGAGGUCUUGCUUCCAGGCAGCUGAGCUCUUGCGUGAUCUUUUGACUUAAUUCCUCUUCAUCAGUGCCUCAGCAGCCAUUAAGAACAAGUGCUUAGGUGGACCAAUCAACAUUUGUCAGAUUGUGGAGUGUGCAUUUGACACCAUUCCUUCCUUUUGUUACCUCCACUCUGGUGCUAAGAUUCCGCUAAUCCACCACCACUGCUGCCGCUACUUGUCGAUGUACCGAGUGAUGUUUGGAGAUGUGCAAAAUGGGAAAGCUUUUCAAUGCCUCGGAGCAAUCAAGGAGGGAAAACAUCUGUUCAUUUAUUGGAAGACUCGUGUAACAUCUCUGGUCAAGCAACUGCGUUGACUGUGCAAUGACGCUGCUGUAUGAAGUUGGAUGGGAUCUGACCUUAAACCGCUUUCUCCCCCCCCCCCCCCCCCCCCCACCAUCUUGACUUUUAUGGUCACACUGAGCCAUCCGCUUGGUUGAACAUUCCUUCUGAACUUUUCAGACCAUGGAAAAUCACCGCCUCGGCUCCCCCGCAACACUCGGCUCAGACAAAGUCCUUGUGACUUGAAUACUGUGAUGCAAACCGUUUCAACUUUAUUUUUAACGCGCAAUAUCUGUGCUAAGUCAGCAUUUUUAAAGGCAUUCAUGUUGCACUGCCUCCAUAUGGACCACAAAGAGCAAGCAAGGGACCUGGUGUUUCUUCUAAAUGACUAAAUGUAGGGAAGGCUCUCAAUUUAUGCCAACCUCUUCUUUUACACUGAGAUCUGCUCUCAUCCACCCCCCCCCCCUCCCCUUUUUAAAUGAACUACUGUAUUGUCAACUUAUGUAGUUAAAUGGGUAGUUGGCAAGGGCAGUUGAGGUUUGUGCUCUGAUACAGUUUUGGGGUUCAACAUGUUUCCCACACAAGUUAACAUUGCAACUGACAAUGAAUCAAACAGUUGUUCUUUUGAGUGCUGACUCAGGGGACAAAUUCUAAAAGCGAAAUACUGUUAACGUGUGCAUUGGAUUUGUCUUAUUUAUUGUGUUGAAAUCCCACUGAAACGCUUGGUGUGCUUGCAAACGCUUCAUUUGAGGUACAGAUGUGAUGUCAGACUUGACAUCAUUAAAGGAUCACUCUACACAUGAAGGAUUAUUUCUUUUUCCUUUCUAGUGAUGGUUCGUCACCUUGACACGUACAGAUUCAUUGACAGUGACAAAUGAUGAAGGGUGUAAAUAGUCUUAUACUGUCAAAUGUUUGUGUACAUUGAUUCUUUACACCUUGGUGGGACUUGCAGGAUCUAUUUAACAUGUAUUGGCUGUUGCUUAAUAAAAUGCAUAGAAUUAAAAACGA